UUUGAGGAAGAGAUGUCAGUUGACACUGGAAACUGCAUACUGUAAAGAUAAAUAUUUAUAAGAUUUGCCUUCUUUAUGGGGAAGGGAUAGCCUAGUUUAAAAGUCAGAUUGGGAAAGGAAUUAGAAUUUUGAACCCUGGUUAGACAACUAUUUCUGAUCAGCACUUUUGCCAUAGGAGCCAAAAUUCGAGAAUCCAUUAAUUUUAUACCAAGCGUAGUGGUGCCGGUGCAUUGUCUUUGGCCAAAAAGGAAUUAAUUGAUAAUCUCUUUUGUUAGAAUCCUUAAUCAUGAUUUAUAAUGUUUCCUUUCCUCGUAGUUACUGCCCAAGUUUCUUAAACAUUUUUCUUCAGGAUUUUGGAUCAGAAACAUAGAUUUCUCCAAUAGCUACUGCUUAUUGCGUGAAACUCUAAAAGUGACAUGCUCUGAGAGCGAUUGGGAUCUCUGGCAAUAUCUGUGGUUUAACGUUGUGGACUUUAUAGUAGACUAGACUCCACUAGACAGAGAAGUUGUUCCGGAGCACUUAUUAGAUUGGUGAUCCGAUGUAUGGUCGUCCAAACACAAGCUUCCGUAUUCCCGAAGUGUUUCUGUGUUCCAAGCGGAAAAUGUUUACAAGACACAGACACGGAAUUUUACCGUGCAUCAAUUCAAUGUAUUUACUAUUUGGCGUUUCAUCUCAGAAGGGGAGGUUUUCCAACAGUUCCUUGAAGAAGAUGGAAGUUUCCAGACCUCUGAAAUCUGAUUGUAGAUUAAAGCACCGUUCUCUGACCCCUAUUAGGAUUUUAAGGGGUCUGUUAUGCUUAGUGGUGUUUAUUUCUACAGCUUUUAUGUUUUUAGCCUAUUUUACACCUGUGGCAGCUGUGUUAAUGCGGCUUUUCAGUAUACGUGGUAGUAGGAAGGCCGUCUCAUUCCUCUUUGGACUUUGGCUAGCCCUGUGGCCUUCUUUAUUUGAAAAGAUAAACAAAACUAAAGUGGUCUUUUCUGGAGAUAGUAUUCCGAUGAAGGAACGUGUUGUACUUAUUGCAAACCACAGAACUGAGGUUGAUUGGAUGUAUUUGUGGAAUCUUGCCCUUCGAAAGGGACGUCUGGGCGACAUAAAAUACAUUCUUAAGAGCAGCUUGAUGAAGCUGCCUAUUUUCGGUUGGGGAUUUCACAUUCUGGAGUUCAUUGCAGUGGAGAGGAAGUGGGAGAUAGAUGAGCCAAUAUUGCUCAGCACGCUUUCCACAUUAAAGAACCCUCAGGAUCCUUUGUGGCUGGCAAUUUUUCCGGAAGGAACUGAUUAUACCGAAGAGAAGAGCAAAAAAAGUCAAAAUUAUGCAGCUGAAGUGGGGCUUCCUGUGCUAAAAAAUGUGCUCCUUCCAAAAACUAAAGUAUAUGAUGUAAGCAUUGCGUACAAGAAUCAAUGCCCUUCUUUCCUGGACAAUGUCUUCGGGACCGAUCCGUCAGAAGUGCACAUACAUGUUCGGCGUAUCCCUAUUGAUGGCAUUCCAGCUUCUGAAACCAAGGCUGCCUCUUGGCUAAUGAAUGCGUUCCAGAUGAAGGACCAGUUGCUUUCUGAUUUCCAUAUUAAAGGCCAAUUCCCUAGUCAACUAAACGAAAAGGAACUAUCUACGUUCAAGUGCCUGGUUACUUUUGCUGUGGUAGUUUCUUUGACUGCCGUGUUCACUUAUCUUACAUUUUUUUCUCUCAUUUGGUUCAGGGUGUAUGUGGGCCUGUCUUGUGUAUAUCUCGCUAGUGCUACAUGUUUCAAACUUAAAUUGAUGCCGCUUACAUACUAUGUUAAUGCACUCUUUUACAGCAAAAAACAAAAGAGUGGAUAAUGAUCGCUUUUAGAAUUGCAAUAGACAUGUUGGAUGAUGAUGAACCUGAUCUUGAAUUGUUCAAGACAAUUGUUUUUUGUUAAAUGCUAUUCAUAAAAUUAUAUUUAAAUGGUUAA
Messenger RNA from Neltuma alba, 1932 nucleotides. RefSeq names its product probable 1-acyl-sn-glycerol-3-phosphate acyltransferase 4. Gene Ontology annotation, molecular function: acyltransferase activity. Gene Ontology annotation, cellular component: endomembrane system. The transcript has 5 exons. Bases 539 to 1816 code for a protein of 425 amino acids. The record is from RefSeq and is a predicted model, not a curated record. NCBI's taxonomy places the organism in Eukaryota, Viridiplantae, Streptophyta, Magnoliopsida, Fabales, Fabaceae.